CCCACUUCGCUCGCCUUACCAAGAAAGGGGCGGGAACGUAAAAAGGUCACGGAAGAGUUGCAUGCUGGGUAAACACGUGUAGCAGGAGACCAGAGAGACCAGAGAGGUGACACUUGAAGUUUGCCACCAUGUCAUCCAAAAAGAAGCAGGAUGGCGAUGAGCGCUUCCAGCGGGUGCAGAAGGAUCCCAGAUUCUGGGAAAUGCCAGAGAGGGAACGCAAAAUCAAGAUCGACAAGCGUUUCCAGUCCAUGUUUCACGACAAGCGCUUCAAGGUGAAGUACACGGUGGACAAACGAGGCCGUCCCAUCAAUCAAACCUCCACAGAGGACCUGAAGCGCUUCUACAAAGUCUCCGACUCAGAGGACGAAGACGAUGAGGAUGUGAAGAGCAAGAAGGCGGCAGAGGGCAAGAAAAAGAAAAAAGUGAAGGAGAAGCUGGUGAAGGCUGAUGGAGAGGUGAAGAGCGGAAAAGCAGUGCAGAGCGGAGACGUUAGAGUAGAGCGGCCUGAACGAGGCGUCAGAGUUGUUGAAGAGGGUGAUGAUGAAGAUGAUGAGGCGCAGCAAACUGCCAAAAAGCAUGAUGUUGACCUGGGAGACAGUGUCACAGACGGCAGUGAGGAGGAUGGAGAUGAUGAAGAAGACGACGACGAUGAUGAUGAUGCAGAAGAGGAGAGUGAUGUGGCGAGUGGAUCAGAUGAUGAGGAGGAGUCCGGUCUGGAUUCGGAGGAGGACAGUGACAGCGAGCCGGAUCAUGCCAGAGGGAAGGGAAACAUAGAGACCAGCUCGGAUGAAGACGAUGACGACGAUGUGGACGCCAUCCUGAGGAAAGAGGAAGAGGAGAUUGAACACAACUGGGGAGAGCUGGCUAAAGACGCUCCACAAAGCGACGAGAUUUCUGCCCGACUGGCCGUCUGCAACAUGGACUGGGACCGAAUGAAAGCUAAAGACCUGCUGGCUCUGGUCAACUCCUUCUUACCUGAAGGAGGAGCCGUGCUGUCUGUCAAGAUCUACCCAUCAGAGUUUGGGAAGGAGAGGCUGAAGGGGGAGGCGACUCAGGGACCUCUGGAGCUGAAAGCUCUGCCCGACGACUCAGAGGACGACAACGAGGAGGAGAGAGGUUACAGGGAGAAGAUGCGUGACUACCAGUUCAAGCGGCUGAAGUAUUUCUACGCCGUAGUGGAGUGUGACUCGGCCGACACCGCUGCCAAAAUCUACCAGGAGUGUGACGGCUUCGAGUAUGAGAGCAGCUGCUCCGUCCUGGACCUCAGGUUUAUUCCUGAUGAAGUCAAGUUUGACGAGGAGCCCAAAGACGUGGCGACGGAUGUGAACCUCUCAGCCUACACGCCCAAACUGUUCACCUCAUCUGCCCAUGCAACAUCAAAGGUGCAGCUGACGUGGGAUGAGACGGACAACGAGCGUGUGACCGCCCUGAGCAGGAAUUUCAACAAGAGCGAGCUGCUGGCCAUGGACUUCAACGCCUACCUGGCCUCCUCCAGUGAAGAUGAGGAGGAGGGUGAAGGAGGAGGGUUUGAGUUUGGAGAGCAGGAGAGUGGAGACGAUGACAAAGCAGCAGAGGUUGUAGCUAAACGGACAGAAGAGCCCGUCGUGGAGAAGAAACCGCAGAAGGAGAAAGAGAAGAAGAUGAAAAAGAAAAGCGAGGAGCAGAUCUCCAAGUACAGAGAGCUGCUGAAAGGCAUCCAGGACAAAGAGAAGAAGCUGCAUGAGGACAAAGGCAUGGAGAUGGAGAUCACCUGGGUGCCAGGGCUGAAGGAGACGACGGAGCAGCUGGUGAAGAAGAAGAUGGAGGGGAAGGACAAGCUGACGCCCUGGGAGGAGUUCUUAGAGAAAAAGAAAGACAAGAAGAAGCAGAAGAAAUCUCAAAGAAAAGAGGGAGAGGAUGAUGAAGAACUCAGCGACGACGAGCUUCCUCCAGACAUCGACCUCAGUGACCCCUUCUUCGCAGAGGAGCUCGCCGCUACAGACAUGAAGAAGAAACAGAAGGGGAAGAAGAAGAAUAAAAAGCAGGAGGAAGAGGAGCGGACACCUGAGGAGGAAGAGGAGCUGGAGAAACAAAAGGCGGAGAUGGCUCUGCUGAUGGAGGACGACGCCGCCGGCACCAAACACAAACACUUCAACUACGACAAGAUCGUGGAGGAGCAGAACUUGAGCAAGAAGAAGAGGAAGAAGCUGCUGAAGAAGGGCGAGGAGCCGCUGGAGGGCGACGACUUCCAGGUGGACGUUAAAGACCCUCGUUUCCAGGCCAUGUUCACCUCCCACCUGUUCAACCUGGACCCGUCCAACCCCAACUACAAGAAGACUAAAGCCACGCAGAGCAUCCAGGCCGAGAAGCAGCGCAGACGAGGGGAGGAGCAGCGGCGGAUGGAGGACAAACUCAGCGCUCAGAAGGUCACGCCCACACAGGGGGAGGCCGCCGGGGAGAAACGGGAAAAUGACUCUGACGCUCCGACAGGCGAGGGCACCUCGAAGAAAUCCAUGGACCCCAGUUUGUCUCUGCUCAUCAAGUCGAUCAAAAGCAAAACGGAGCAGUUUCAGGCUCGGAAGAAACAGAAGUUGGUGUAGGUUUGACUCAACUUUUCUACAAAUGUUUUUACAAGAAAGCGGACUGAGUGAUUCCUCCUAAAACUUCCUCCUGGAUUGCCGUGUUUGUACAGAAAAAAAUACCACACGAGGAAUCGAGCACAUUUUUAGUAAAAACCGAAUCCUGCUGCAUCAGA
Sebastes umbrosus (honeycomb rockfish) is the source of this 2734-nucleotide messenger RNA. It is a transcript of the gene esf1, whose product is annotated as ESF1, nucleolar pre-rRNA processing protein, homolog (S. cerevisiae). Gene Ontology annotation, biological process: rRNA processing. The transcript is spliced from 14 exons. The record is from RefSeq and is a predicted model, not a curated record. Lineage: Eukaryota; Metazoa; Chordata; Actinopteri; Perciformes; Sebastidae. Bases 129 to 2579 code for a protein of 816 amino acids. Gene Ontology annotation, molecular function: RNA binding. Gene Ontology annotation, cellular component: nucleus.